GACCCACGUGUUUUUCUUCGAAAAUUGUUUAAUUUGUGAUAUUAGUAAUAUUACUUAAUAAAUUCUGUAUUUAUCACACAAAAUAAUAUGUCCAACGAAAACGAAGAACCUAUGGAAGAGAGUUCAUCUGAAAGCGAGGAGGAUGGGGAAAACGAUGACGGACCGAAGACCUAUCUUCCUGGGCAGCCGCUGAAAGAAGACGAACAGCUCGUAUGUGACCAAUCGGCUUACGUGAUGCUGCAUCAGGCACAGACUGGAGCGCCGUGUCUGAGUUUUGAUAUCGUACCUGAUAACCUAGGAAAUGAUAGACAGCAGUUUCCAAUGACCUCUUAUUUAGUCGCCGGCACACAGGCGUCUAGUGCACAUUUAAAUAAUUUGCUAGUAGUAAAGAUGUCGAACUUGCAUCCAACGUCGAAAGCAGAAGGUGAAGAAGAGUCAGAUGAUGGUGAAGAUGAGGAUGAGGAAGAAGAUGAGGAAAAGAAACCACAAAUGACUUUCUCCUUUAUAAAACAUCAAGGAUGUGUUAACAGAAUAAGGGCUACCACUUUUAGAAACUCUGUCUUAGCUGCCAGUUGGUCAGAGCUAGGAAGAGUAGAUGUGUGGAACAUAACACAGCAAUUACAAGUAGUUGAUGACCCCAUCCUCCUUGAGAGAUACAACUUGGACACAGUUACAAACCCUGUGAAGCCAUUGUACUCAUUUAGUGGUCACCAGCAGGAGGGAUUUGGGAUGGACUGGUGUCAAACUGAACCUGGAGUUUUAGCAACAGGUGAUUGUAGGAGAGAUAUUCACAUAUGGAAACCACAUGAGGCUGGUACUUGGGAUGUUGAUCAACGCCCUCUGGUGGGUCACACAAGUUCCGUUGAAGAUAUUCAAUGGUCACCCAAUGAAAGAAAUGUCCUAGCAACAUGUUCAGUUGACAAAAGCAUAAGGAUAUGGGACACUAGAGCAGCACCACAUAAAGCUUGCAUGCUGACAGCUGACAAUGCACAUGACAGUGAUGUUAAUGUUAUAUCAUGGAACAGUAAAGAACCUUUCAUUGCCAGUGGUGGUGAUGACGGUUUCCUUCACAUAUGGGAUUUACGGCAGUUUGCAAGUAAAACACCAGUAGGGACGUUUAAACAUCAUACAGCGCCAGUGACUUCAGUGGAAUGGCAUCGGACGGAACCGAGCGUGCUUGCAUCCGCCGGCGAAGACCACCAAGUUGCGCUGUGGGACUUAGCUGUUGAACGCGAUGAUGAUGAAAUUAUUGAUGAGGAAUUGAAGAAUCUGCCACCUCAACUACUGUUCAUCCAUCAAGGGCAAAACGACAUCAAAGAACUGCAUUGGCAUAAGCAAAUACCCGGCGUCAUAGUAACUACUGCUCAUACUGGAUUUAAUAUAUUUAAAACUAUUAGUGUAUAA
Messenger RNA from Hyposmocoma kahamanoa, 1404 nucleotides. Its product is annotated as glutamate-rich WD repeat-containing protein 1. NCBI's taxonomy places the organism in Eukaryota, Metazoa, Arthropoda, Insecta, Lepidoptera, Cosmopterigidae. The transcript has 7 exons. Bases 88 to 1404 code for a protein of 438 amino acids. The record is from RefSeq and is a predicted model, not a curated record. Gene Ontology annotation, molecular function: protein binding.